AAAAUUUCCAGAGGAAAAGGAAAGUCAUUAAAAAAACAAUUAAAUACGAAGCCACGGGAAGUGGAAGCAUUUUAAUUAGGGUUUCAUGUCAUUGACGACCCCUUCGUUAUCGCCAAAAUACGAGCCCUAGGAUUACCAUACCACCACCGAGACAAAACAAGAGUUCCCCAAACCAGAGAUCGAGUAGAUUAGAGUUUUUUUUUUUCUCUUUGUUCUUGUUGGUUCAUCAUCAUCAUCAUCAAUCAGGAUCGUAAAUUUUUCCAUGAAAAAAGAACCUGAAUCUUCGUUUGUUCUGUUAUUUCUCGACAGAUCGGUGGUUUAAAUUUGCAAAAAAAUGGAUCAAAUCUAAAGCAUUCUGGACGAUCAUGAUCUUUUUAAAAUUUCUCAUUAACCCAUGGGAUUAUAUAGAAAGAAACUUCACGAAUUUCCGGAGCCAAAAAGCCAAGCAGUGACAUAUUGAGGAGGGAGAUUUGGAGGGAAAAUGUAUAAGUCGGUGGUUUACCAAGGGGAUGAGCUACUGGGAGAGGUAGAGAUUUACCCAGAAGAAAAGAAUGGCAACAAGAACAUCGGAGUGAAGGAAAUCAGAAUAAGUCACUUCUCGCAACCGAGUGAGAGGUGCCCACCACUUGCAGUGCUUCAUACCAUUGCAGCCUCUGGAAUUUGCUUCAAAAUGGAGUCAAAGACCUCGCAGUUACAGGACACGCCGCUCUAUCAAUUGCAUUCCUCGUGUAUCAUGGAGAAUAAGACUGCUAUAAUGAUGUUUGGAGCGGAGGAGCUCCAUUUGGUAGCCAUGUAUUCUAGAGAUCAUGAUAAGCAGUAUCCAUGUUUCUGGGGUUUCAUUGUUGCAAUUGGACUUUACAAUUCUUGUCUCAUCAUGUUGAAUCUUAGAUGUCUUGGCAUUGUAUUUGAUCUUGAUGAGACACUUGUGGUUGCAAAUACAAUGCGCUCAUUUGAGGAUAGAAUUGAAGCCCUGCAGAGGAAAAUAAGCAGUGAGUUGGAUCAACAGCGUGCUUCAGGCAUGCAGGCAGAGGUUAAACGAUAUCAAGAUGACAAGUUAAUUCUGAAGCAAUAUGCAGAAAAUGACCAGAUUAUUGAGAAUGGAAAAGUGAUUAAAAGUCAAUCAGAGGUUGUUCCAGCAUUGUCUGGCAAUCAUCAACCUAUUGUUCGACCAAUAUUACGAUUGUAUGAAAAGAAUAUUAUACUGACUCGUAUCAACCCCCAGAUACGUGAUACAAGUGUUCUCGUCAAGUUAAGACCUGCCUGGGAAGAUCUUCGGAGCUACUUGACUGCAAGAGGUCGCAAGCGUUUUGAGGUCUAUGUGUGUACAAUGGCUGAAAGGGAUUAUGCUUUGGAGAUGUGGAGGCUUCUUGAUCCAGAUUCAAAUUUGAUAAAUCCUAAGGAAUUGUUGGAUCGCAUUGUUUGCGUCAAGUCUGGUUCUAGAAAGUCUUUGUUCAACGUCUUCCAAGAUGGGUUUUGCCACCCAAAGAUGGCUCUAGUAAUUGAUGAUCGUUUGAAAGUGUGGGAUGAAAAGGAUCAACCUCGAGUGCAUGUCGUGCCUGCAUUUGCUCCUUACUAUGCCCCUAAUGCUGAAGGAAACAAUGCUGUCCCUGUUUUAUGCGUGGCAAGAAACGUUGCGUGCAAUGUUAGAGGUGGUUUUUUCAAGGAAUUUGAUGAGAUCCUUCUGCAAAAAAUUUCUGAUAUCUCAUAUGAAGAUGAUGCAAAUGAUAUUCCGUCUCCUCCUGAUGUGAGCAACUAUCUUGUUUCAGAGGAUGAAUACUCUGUUUCUAAUGGAAACAAAGAUAUGCUUACUUUUGAUGGCAUGCCAGACAUGGACGUUGAAAGAAGACUGAAGGACGCAUUUUUGGCUUCUUCAACUAUCAACAGUGCAGAUCCACGAGUGUCUUCUCUUCAAUACACAAUGCCUUCUGCUUCUGGCGCUGUUCCACCUCCUCCAAAACAGGUGUCUCUGCCAUAUUUUCCAGACAUGCAGCUUCCCCAUGUCAACUCGGUGGCCCCCACUGAACCAAGUAUACAAUGCUCUCCAGCUAGAGAGGAGGGUGAAGUACCAGAAUCCGAACUAGAUCCUGAUACAAGGCGGAGGCUCCUUAUAUUGCAACAUGGGCAAGAUAUAAGAGAGCGCCCACCUAGUGAACCUGCAUUUUCAGUGCGGCCCCCUCCAUUACAGCAGGUUGCUGGUCCACGUGGACAAUCACGUGGAAGUUGGUCUCCAAUGGAAGAAGAAAUGAGCCCAAGGCAACUAAAUCGGCCUGCACGCAAAGAGUUCCCUGUAGAUGCAGAACCGAUGCGGGAGAAGCAUAGGUCCAAUCAUUCUUCAUUUUUCCCCAAGAUUGAUGGUUCCAUUCCACCUGAUAGAAUUCCUCAUGAAAAUCAGAGAUUGUCAAAAGAAGCUUUUUAUAGAGAUGAUCGUGCAAGAUUAAGUCGUAGGCCAUCUAAUUAUCCUGCUUUCUCAGGUGAGGAGGUUCUGAUGAAUCAAUCAUCUUCAAGAAGUCGAGAUAAUGACAUUGAAUCUGGAUGCUCCAUCUGGAGUGAAACUCCUGUUGGAGCUCUACAGGAAAUUGCAAUGAAGUUUGGCACCAAGGUGGAAUUUAAGUCGGCGUUGGUUUCCAGUGCAGAUCUACAGUUUUCUGUCGAGGCGUGGUUUGUGGGUGAGAAAAUUGGAGAAGGAAUUGGUAAAACAAGAAGGGAAGCUCAGCGACAUGCUGCUGAAGGUUCUAUAAAGAAUUUGGCCAACAUUUACGUAUCGCGUUGUAAGGCUGACUCUACAUCUGCAAAUGAUAUAAACAAGUUUCCCAGUGAUAACGGAUCGGGAAAACGAAUGAAGCUGGACUUCCACGGCCAUCUUCCAAAAACUAAAUAAAUAUUCUAUGAACUCCAUAUUUGUUGAUGACCCCUCUUGAAAAACCAUGUUUCGGCAUAUUUGAGGUUAAGAGCAUCAAGACUCCUCAGUAUGUUGGUCUACUACUUGCUUGGCCUUCUGCUGCUAGUUUCGUUCCAGAGGCAAAUUGCAAGAUCAACCUAUUCCUCUUCAUUCAAUUUCUUCUGAUAUCAGCAACGCUAUCUCCACGUGACAUGACUGUGUUCCCUGUGAAGUGUUCAUACUGAGGAUCGUGCUGCUGCUGAAUCUCCAUUAACCUGCAUCUGGGUCAUCUCGAGAUAAUGAGAUGAGCAUUAGUUGAAUCUUUUCUCCCAUUAAGUUGAAGCCCUUGCUCUUAAAAGGUGGCAAAAGGCUGCUGCUUUGGCGACUUAUUCACUCCAACAUGUUUGGGAGAUCAUAUUGGCGGAUCAAAUUUCUAUUUUUUUAUUUUUGAUGUGUCAAUAUCUAUUCUAUUCAGGAAUGUUUUCUUGAUCUGCGAACUCAUAUUACUCACAUUAGUAAACUAACCCUUAAAUGUUCCACAUCUAAAUAUAACCACGCACCCCGCCCCCAUUGAUGUCAUUCGAGCUCGAGAACAAUGUAGUCGGUGAUAGAGUUGUAAAGUGAGUUCUUUGAAUACUAUUUCUCCCUGGUUGUUUGA
This is a messenger RNA of Cucurbita moschata (crookneck pumpkin), 3536 nucleotides long. RefSeq names its product RNA polymerase II C-terminal domain phosphatase-like 1. Gene Ontology annotation, molecular function: RNA polymerase II CTD heptapeptide repeat phosphatase activity. The record is from RefSeq and is a predicted model, not a curated record. The coding region runs from base 482 to 2878 and encodes 798 amino acids. Lineage: Eukaryota; Viridiplantae; Streptophyta; Magnoliopsida; Cucurbitales; Cucurbitaceae. The transcript is spliced from 14 exons.